CUAACUAAAUCAGUUCUUGAUGGCUAUAAUGUUUCUAUCUUUGCUUAUGGUCAAACUGGUACUGGUAAAACUCACACAAUGCAAGGAAAUGGAGAUGAAAUUGGUAUUCAACAAUAUAUUUUACAAGAUUUAUAUAAUCACAAGAAUAAGGAUAAGGAUAUGUAUAAUAUGACAAUUGCAUUGAGUUGUAUGGAAAUUUACAAUGAAACUUGUAUUGAUUUACUCAGAAGUCAAGAUAACAAAUUAGAACUCAAGAUGGAUCCACAAAAUAAGAAAAUUAUUGCUCAGGGAUUAAGAGAAGUAGUUUGUAAUGAAUUACAGGAAGCUUUGCAAUGUUUGAUUUUCGCUCAAAAGAAUAGAGCUGUUUCAUCUACAAGUCAAAAUCAUAGAUCCUCAAGAUCUCACCUUAUUGUGCAAAUUUCUGUUUGCAAAAUGUUCCUUAAACACCCAGAAGCUAACAGUGAAGAAGAACAACAAAAUAUUACGCCAACCUGUACAACAUCUCAAAUGUACUUGAUUGACUUGGCUGGUAGCGAGAAGAUCAACACCAGUGGUGCAAGCAAUCCAAUUACUGACAGUGAAACAAAACAUAUUAACAAAUCUUUAUCUGCUCUUGGCAAUGUUAUGGAAGGAUUAAGAAACAGAAGUGCUAAACCUGGACAAAAUGCUCACAUUCCUUACAGGGAUACAAAAUUGACAUACUUUAUGAGUAAUGUUUUUAGAGAUAAGCACUCGAUAUGCUGUAUGAUUCCUCACGUUGCUCCAAGCUCUUUAUGUUUCAAUGAAUCUUUGAGAACACUUCAAUUUGCUGAAAGAAUGAGUGGAAUAGCUCUUAACAAUGUAAAUCAAUAA
Molecule: messenger RNA, 852 nt
Organism: Naegleria gruberi
Lineage: Eukaryota; Heterolobosea; Eutetramitea; Acrasida; Naegleriidae
Product: kinesin
Exons: 1
Biological process (GO): microtubule-based movement
Cellular component (GO): microtubule; kinesin complex
Molecular function (GO): microtubule binding; ATP hydrolysis activity; microtubule motor activity
Source: RefSeq, a predicted model, not a curated record